This is a messenger RNA of Tilletiaria anomala UBC 951, 804 nucleotides long. Its product is annotated as signal peptidase 22 kDa subunit. Gene Ontology annotation, cellular component: membrane; signal peptidase complex. Gene Ontology annotation, biological process: protein targeting to ER. The transcript has 4 exons. Bases 140 to 721 code for a protein of 193 amino acids. Lineage: Eukaryota; Fungi; Basidiomycota; Exobasidiomycetes; Georgefischeriales; Tilletiariaceae. The record is from RefSeq and is a predicted model, not a curated record.
GAACCGUUGAUCUCCAUCACUUCCAAUACAAGCCACUUCGACGAUCGAUCAUCGUCAAAUUAGACAGAAAUACGCUGGGCCGAUCAUACAAGGUUCAGACCGUGGCCACGACGCUACUCCUGCGUAGAACCCAGCAAAGAUGGCCGCCAUGCACACCACCUUUCAGCGACUGAACUCCGUCACGGCGUUCGGUACGUCCACGAUUCUUGCUCUCCUGGCCAUCAUCGCAUUCUUCAGCUUCCCAGUAAGUUACAAGCCGCGUGGCACGGUCGAGGUGCAUUCCCUCAAAGUUGUCUCUGGGAGAGCGCAGUACCACUUUGAUCGCAGGGAGCAAGAGUACUUGACGACCGAAUUCGACAUCGAUGCCGACUUUUCAGGACUGUUCAACUGGAACACCAAGCAAGUAUUUGUCAGCCUUGCAGCUGAAUAUAUCUCCUCGAAGCAUCCACAAAACCAGGUGGUCGUAUGGGACCACAUCAUCCGCAGCAAGGCGGACGCGCAUGUCCAAGCCAAGGGCAACCUAAACAAGUACGGCUUCCGAGAAGUAUCCAAGAGCUUCAACAACAUCACUCAAGCAGAAUUCAUCCUCAAAUGGAACACUAUGCCGUACGUCGGAGCACUUGCCUAUGGCGAUCAAGCGCGCACGGAACCUGUGCCAGUACCGGUCCGCGCCAUCAAGGAGGAAGGGACGCAGAAAAGCAAGAAGCGAUUGCCGUAUUGAGCAGGAGGUGCGAUCGCAUUGAAAUCAAAGUGGCCAAAUCAUUCGUGAAAAUAAGCGCUUCUCGUGAAUUAUGCUACAAUAAA